CUACAACUCGAUGAGAUUGCGGCCAUUGCUGUGAUCACUCGUUGCGGCGACGUGUAUCAAAGAAUCCUAAAUGAUUAUGAUUUCAAGUUGUAUGUGAGUGAAGUAGCUGUGGAAUUGAUUGAAGAAAAAAACAUGAUUGAACUUGGGCGAGAUUUUGUGUUUCCUAAAAUGCAUUACAAGGGCAAGAUAGAGAGUAGAACGGUGAAGAUUCCAAAGAAACAACUCUCUUUAAUAACUGAAAUUUCUAAACCAAUUAAAUCUCCAACCAACAGUAUAAAUGACAAUAAAAUUAAAGACGACAAUAAUGAAGAUGAUAUUUCAAAAGCUCAAAAACCCGAGUACAUAAUCACUGAACAUGAUAUUAACAACCUAUGCUAUUUAUUAAUAUCAAUUGAAAUACCUUCUUUAGAAUUAAUUGAAAAGACAAUUGUAGACAUAGAAUCUUCCAGACUUUUUGUAAAUUCUUUUGGAAAAUAUGUAUUAGAUUUACCAUUACCUUAUGUUGUUGAUAUUAGUACAGCAAAAGCUAAAUUUGUUAAAUCCAAAAAAAGAUUAAUUGUAAAGUGA
Messenger RNA from Entrophospora sp. SA101, 567 nucleotides. The record is from the annotation of a GenBank genome assembly. NCBI's taxonomy places the organism in Eukaryota, Fungi, Glomeromycota, Glomeromycetes, Entrophosporales, Entrophosporaceae.